AUGACACGUGUGUGUGGAGGAUUCGUCAUAUCUGCCGCAGAUUUAAUACCUACAGCACAAAAUCGUAUUUCACAGUAUACGCGGAAUAAUAAUUAUUGCGUCGAUCGCAAUGAUCGAUCGAAACACGUAGCCGCCGACCCAGACAAAACCAGACCAGACCGAUGUAAUAACAUAGUAACCGUACAUCAUAUUUUGGCUCGUUUUCAAAACACCAUGACGAUCGACAAGCCAUCGUCACUAUACAACUGUGAGGCGCCGAACGAAUUUCACAACGACAAUAUUAUCAUCAUUAUAAUAACGAUUAACGAGUCUUAUCCUCAAAGCGCAAGGCGAGGUGUACUACCGGACCCAAGGCCGCUUCGGCAAAGGACGUGCCCCGUGCUCGCCCAGAAAACUGCGUCGGACCGAUUUCCUACGACCAAAGACCGCACGUUCGCAAUAGACGUAGACGUAGAUAAUGUUAUAUAA
This is a messenger RNA of Macrosiphum euphorbiae (potato aphid), 468 nucleotides long. NCBI's taxonomy places the organism in Eukaryota, Metazoa, Arthropoda, Insecta, Hemiptera, Aphididae. The record is from the annotation of a GenBank genome assembly.